Molecule: messenger RNA, 1311 nt
Organism: Suillus subaureus
Lineage: Eukaryota; Fungi; Basidiomycota; Agaricomycetes; Boletales; Suillaceae
Product: tubulin-tyrosine ligase family-domain-containing protein
Exons: 5
Coding region: 1-1311 (436 amino acids)
Biological process (GO): protein modification process
Cellular component (GO): P-body
Source: RefSeq, a predicted model, not a curated record
AUGGCUACUGCCUUUGUCUCCUGGCCAUCAGCGCCGUUGACCGAAUCGCUCGUCAAGAGGGCUUUGUCAAAUCUGUCUGUCUCAGUCGUCGCAUCACUUCUUGGCACCCAUGAAUACUCAAAGCUGCUUCAGUGGUCCACCUACGACGCUAUCAACCAUGACCUGACACACUGUAAUCCUGACAAUGUCCUGUCGUCCUCUUAUACCAUCAGAAAGGCUCUCAUUCGUAAACACUACUUAGCACGAUGCAUUCAUUCGUACUUGACAAAACAUCUCGACUCCGUCCUCAAGGACGCGGUGCCCAGGACAUGGGAUCUCGAGAUCUCUUACGCAGAUGAGCUGGAUGAAAUGUGGAGCGACCAACUUUGGGACCUUGGCAAUGAAAUCGAUGGCUCCUCUCAAUGGUGGAUUUUGAAGCCUGGCAUGGCAGAUCGGGGAAUGGGCAUCAGGUUGUUCAACAGCAAGGACUCGCUGUAUCAGAUCUUCGAAGAGUUUGAAGACGAAGACGAAGAUCAGAUCGAUGACACCUCUGUAAUAAUGUCACAACUUCGUCAUUUUGUCAUUCAGGAAUACAUACCUAGUCCGUUGCUCUUGGACCCCAACGAAAGGUCUCCUUCCGUCUCUGUGUUAAACCCACCUGAAAACUUGCAAGGAUAUAAAUUCCAUCUACGGGCGUACUUUGUUGCAUCAGGAGCGUUGCAACUAUUCAUUUGCGUAUGCCAGCCCGCGACGAAAAGAGGGGCUGUUAACGAUGCGGCCGCUCCCGGAAACAUUGACUUGACACCUCAUCUUACGAACACCUCGCUGCAAAUUGAUCGAGGCGAGGAAGGCGUCCAUCUACUUGAUGAACUCUCAGGAUGUCAUAUUCUAUCCGGAGAUAAUACGGAUCGUGGAGCGUUAUUUACCCCCACGGAUAUCGAGAACAUAAAAGUUCAAAUGGGCUCCGUUCUCGCAGAAACGUUCAAGGCCGCGUUAGAAAUGCCUAUACACUUCCAGCCGCUUCCAAAUGCAUUCGAAUUGUAUGGAGUUGACUUCUUGGUGUCUCAUGACCCAACUGGACUCGAUUCAUUAGGCAACUCACGAAUCUUUCAAGUUAAACUUCUGGAAAUCAAUUCAGAACCCGCUAUCGAAUUAACAGGACGAAGGCUACAUAGAAUUCUCGAAGACUUGUUUGUUGCGAUCGAGCAGGUUGCAGUACUACCCUUCUUUAGACAGGAAGUUGGAUGCGUACCAGGCAUGGAAGUGCCUGUGGUACCAAAGCACUUGCGGAUGUGUCUUGAUACAAAGGUUCGAGGAUCUGGAGGUUGGUGA